Motacilla alba alba is the source of this 1535-nucleotide messenger RNA. It is a transcript of the gene TM2D1, whose product is annotated as TM2 domain containing 1. The record is from RefSeq and is a predicted model, not a curated record. The transcript has 6 exons. NCBI's taxonomy places the organism in Eukaryota, Metazoa, Chordata, Aves, Passeriformes, Motacillidae. The coding region runs from base 180 to 758 and encodes 192 amino acids.
CACCCCCCACCACUCAAAAAAACCCUUAAGCCCCCGCAAAAAGCCUAAUCCGUACCCUCAGCAAGCCACGAACACCUCGGGAUUCCCCUCCGUUUCUCCCCGCAGCCAGCGCCGGCUCUCCCCGCGGCACGGCCGCUCCGCUCCUCCCCGGGUCAGCUGACGGCGGCGGCGGUCCCGUCAUGGCCGCCCGGAGCGGCGCGGCUGAGGCGCUGGUCCUGCUUCUCCUCUGGUUCGCAGCCCUGGAGGGAGCGGCGGGCUCGGAGCCGCCGCUCAAGUGCGAGGAGCUGCGGUUGGGGCAAUAUAUGUGUGAUGAGCCUAAAAUAGACAAUAGCACACAAGAACCAAUGAAUUGCACAAAUCACACAGCAUAUGUUCAAUGUCUGCCAGCACCAAAUAUUACUUGCAAAGAUCACCUUGGCAUAGAGAAAGUCUUUACGGGACAGGAAGUUGGAUUUUACAAGCCUAUUGAGUGUCGCAAUGUAAACGGAUACUCCUACAAAGUGGCAGUGGCUCUGUCCUUAUUUCUUGGAUGGUUGGGAGCAGAUAGAUUUUAUCUAGGAUAUCCUGCAUUAGGUUUGUUAAAGUUCUGCACUGUAGGGUUUUGUGGAAUUGGGAGCCUAAUUGAUUUCAUACUUAUUUCAAUGCAGAUCGUUGGCCCUUCCGACGGCUCCAGUUACAUCAUCGAUUAUUACGGGGCCAGGCUGACCCGCCUCAGCAUCACCAAUGCAACCUUCAGGAAAAUGCAGACCUACCCCUAACACCCCUAACUCUGGCAGGGAGUGGCACAAAUCCCCAGGUGCAGCUGGUUUUGACAGCUGGAUCCAGUGGUGCCCUGGAAUUGCUGAGGAUUUACUGAUCGCUCCCCGUCAGAAUGGAAUGUUAAAUGCACGGUGAACAAAGAUGACAAAAUGGGAAAGCUCCUCACGUGGGCAGGUUUACCUCAAAGCUGGAACUUUGGGACUGCUCUGUUUCUGAGCAGAGGGUUUGUUGCUGAGUUACAUCAUCUGUGAAACGUGCAGACUGUUGCAAUUUGCACUGAUGUGUCUGUGUCAUUUAGAGUGUUACAGAGAGCUGCAGAGAGAGUGCUCAUAAUAAAUAUGCAGAUAUUUAUUCCAUUGAAAUUUAUUAGAGUUUUAGCAUGGAUACACCUGGGGGGGUCUGUCCGUGUGGCAGUUUGGAAAUUAACUUAAAUAUCCCCAACCACACAAACUGCCUUUUUUUCCCCCAUCCUGUUAAAACCCAAAAAACCCCCUAAAUCUUAGGCUGGUGUAGCCUGUGAAAUUGUGUUAAUUGAAACAAUUAUUUCUUUAAAUUUUAGUCAAGUUGCAAAAUUUGGCCAAGUGCUGAUCAACAGUAGAAAUAUGGAUGUGUAAAAAAUAGAACUGUAGAUGACAUAUCACAAAAAAAGGAGGGUGGAUGUUGGGGUGCCCUGAGGUUAGAAAAACAAAUAAUUGUACUGCUUAUUUUUAUUUUUUUUCUUUCCCCUCUUGCAGCCAUCCAUAGUGAAAUAAAAACCUUUUUUCUCCUGAAAAUAA